Ruditapes philippinarum (Manila clam) is the source of this 5024-nucleotide messenger RNA. RefSeq names its product four-jointed box protein 1-like. The transcript has 3 exons. Gene Ontology annotation, biological process: cell-cell signaling. Bases 564 to 2174 code for a protein of 536 amino acids. Lineage: Eukaryota; Metazoa; Mollusca; Bivalvia; Venerida; Veneridae. The record is from RefSeq and is a predicted model, not a curated record.
UCAGGAUCGUGCAUCUCUAGUUUAUUUAUAUUUUGUAACAUUUUGGGGGAAAAUUGUUUUUAUUUUGUUAUAGCUAAAAGUAACUGAGAAGCGUCGCAUAUAUUCAGGAGGUAUCAAUAUAGAAAGGAUAGUUAAGGGGUAUAAAGAAAGAGUGUCAGAGUUUUGCGGGCUAAAGUGAAACAGAAAUUCUAACCGGAGAAGACGUAAUUCUACCUAAGGACAAAGUUACAUGUGAAUAUUUUUCGGAUUAUUUGUGUUUUGCCGUUCGAUUUAUAUCUGGAGGGAGAUAGCGGAGCAAUUUGUCAUACAUUAUAAAUUAUUGUGAUCGAUUGGUGAAAAGUGGAUACAAACUAACAUGUAAAGAUUAAUAAACCAGCUGGAAUAAAGUCAACAUCUGUGUCUAAUACUGCAGUAAUAACAGAACAGUGCAUGCACUGUUCGAGAGAUAUAUAAAUCAUUCUCUUUGGUGUGUAUGCGAGACUAUACCGCACGAAUUUGUUCCACUACCUAUGUCGUUCACGCACGAGACUCGGCGUGUUUGAUUUAAUUCUGAUGCACGGGUAAUGAAGACGUGCACGGCUUUACUUAUGGCUGGUUUAGGAUUUACUGUCGGACUUUUGUGCGGUCUUCUUGUUCAUUUACCGGCGGAGACGUUGCCGGCGAACAGCUUCGAGGGUCAUCAUCUCUCAAGACUAAGAAGAGUAGCGCAAGUGGAUCCGGGAACUUUAGGGAACAUACAAGGAACUGUGGGUGAUUAUAUAAAUUCCAAUGUGGAGGUUAAUUCUGUAGGAACGGCGCACAAACAAGAUUUUCAAGAGGAUUUAGCGAAUAGCGAUUAUGUCGGAUUGAAUGGAGAAAAUCUGGAUCAAAAUGGAUAUAAAGUGAUUAAAAAUGAAAAAUCGACGCAUUUCAGUGCAUUAAAUAAACCUACGAAUAGAAAUUAUGAAUCUGUGGUUUAUGUAAAUCCAGAUCAGCAGAAGCUUGUGCUAGAUAAUAAUGUAAAUAAUGAAACAGAUACUAAUCAGUUUAAAGAACCAUAUGCUGCAGAACCAAAGUUAUCUAACACUGUCACAAUAGAUAAUAAGCGAAUUGAUCGAGCGAAAAACCGCAUGGCUACAGGUGAAAAAGUAGCCAACGGUCAAAAUGACCGGACCAGUGACAAAAUUGAAACUGACAAUUAUCGAAAAGGACUGAUAUCGAGUGGGAAUGACGUAAUCAGUGGCGUCUAUUGGAGUGAUAGCGUUGAACAAUCAUGUCCGAAAGGAUUUUCAAAAGAGGAUCACGAAGCCUGGAAGAAAAAGGCUAAAAAUGAGAAAUUUGUAAAAAUGAGCGAAGGUUGUGGUCGAAUGCAGAACCGUAUCUUAACAUUCCAAAAUUCUGAAAAAGCUUGUGCUAGGUAUAGACUAAAUGUUGAUCAAAUUCAAGGUGAAAUUUAUUCCUAUUAUCUCAGUAAAUUGCUAGGUGUAAACAAUGUAGCACCAUCGGUCCUGCAAUUAGCAAACACUCGUGAAGACCAGUGGAUAAGGGUCGGUCAAGAAGUUGGCACGGCUAUGUGGUCUGAAGAGAGACCGGUUAUUCUGUCUAAAUGGAUAGACGGUUUGUCACCUGCAUACAUUCCGACGGAGUUUAGAAAUUUGUCGAACGUUCUCCGCCCGAAAGACGUAUCGGUGCAAUUUAAAUUAAAUGGUGAUAAAUUGUUCAAUGAAAAUGACGGUAGCUCGUUAUGUGAGCUACACCAGUGGUCGGAUUUGAUAGUAUUUGACUAUCUGACCGCAAAUUUAGAUAGAGUAGUUAAUAAUUUAUUUAACUUACAGUGGAACGCACGAAUGAUGAGCAAGCCAGCUCAUAAUCUUGAGAAGGGAACCAGUGGCAAUCUAGUGUUUUUAGACAAUGAGUCGGGACUAUUCCAUGGUUACCGGCUUUUAGAUAAAUAUAGCACGUAUCAUAAAUCGUUGCUAAAUUCUUUAUGUGUUUUUAGAAAACAGACUAUAGAUUCUUUACGACAUUUUGUCGCUACUGACAGCAUUAGUGACUCGUUACAAUCAAUUUUUGAGGCGAAUGAACCUUUAUAUAGAUAUAUUCCAAGAGUGCCGGAGAAAAAUAUCAAAAUUUUAAAAUCUCGCAUGGACGAUGUGUUAAGACAGGUUCAAAAAUGUGAAUCUCAAGGUAGAUAGAAUAGAACAGAAUAGAAUAGUGUAGAUGAUGUAAGUUAUACUAAAAGUCUUUCUGGUCAGGUUUUACUUGUUAGUUACGUAAAGAUACGUAUAUAAGAUAAAAGGGCCCUUAUAUAUUAAGGCAAACUAGACAUAUGGAAAAAAGUUUACAUAAGACAUAUGUACGAAUGAAGAUAUUAAUUGUCUACGUUUUGAAAGGUGUAGUUUUCGAUUUUUUUCCAAUAACAAUAUGGAAUUGUUUCAGGUAUUAUGCUCACCAUUGUGCCCGGAAUAAAAUGGGGGCACGUGUUAUCUAUUUUUGUUAUCAAAUAAAAAAUAUCUAUUUUUAUAAGCUUAUAGCUAUAUCGACAAACACAUUUUUUAAGAUACUUGAAAAUAUUAAAUUGGAAAAAUGCAACAAUUUAAUCAUUUAUGUGUUUUGAUGACAUUGAUUAUAUAAUAAUUUAUUUCCAUACAGCAUUAACAUAUGUUUAUCAAUAUCAUUUCAACAUUUUUUACAGAAUGAUUUAAUACAUGGAUUAAAAGUAUGGAUGAGUGGGGGUAGGUUACCCUGGUAACAAACCAUUUAAUGUCUAUUUUAUAAUAUUUAAGACAAAAUAUUAAUAAUUGUGAUUUAAAACUUAAAUAUUCCCUAUUUUUUGCUUGCCAAGUUGUUCUUUUUAUAUUUUAAGAUAUAUGUAUAUGCGAUUACUCCUUUUUUAAUUAUUAACAUACUGUUUUCCUGGAAAUAUUAUGAUAAAUUAUCAGCCUCGGGAUUUUAACAUUUCUGUCCAAGAAAAAAUCUAAAAAUCCAAUGAAAAUAGCUUUAGUUCUUAACAAAUGUGUAUUGUAACAUAUUAAAUUGCCCGUAUCUAUACUAAUUAUUUAUGGCGACUUUUCCAAGUGGUAUUUUCAUGAUAGUUAAAUAGUAAAGUUGAAUUGUUUUUAUAUUCUUUAUCAACAAAUAAGUAACUAUAUUACAGAACAAUCAUUCAAUUUUAACAAAACAAAUAUUGAUAUAAAUAUUCCGAGUUUAUUUUUAUCCAAUAUACUAUCAUUGAAUAUGACUAUAUUUGUAAUUUCAAUUCAUUUCAUUAUUGACUUAACAUAAUUUAAACAAUGAUGAUGGACUUUUAAGUGGCAUGAAAAAUAGAUUUUUUAUGUAUUUUUGUGACAUGGCCUCGCUUCUAUGCCGUUGUUUUAAUGUCCGGACUUCCAAAACUGACCGACUUAAUUUUAUUUUAAACAACAUAUAUAAAAUGUGCAUUUUUGUUGACUUAACCAUUCCAGAAAUAAAACAUAUGUUUCUUGUAAACAAAUGUGCUGUUACAUGAUUGUAUAAGCAACCGGUAUAUACAUGUAUUUUUCGCAGACGACAUUAUUUUUUUUCUAUUUAUUACUAUUUUUAGACAUUUAAACAUUCUUCUAGCCUGAAAUAUGGAUUCCACGUUCUUAUUAAUUUGUAAUACCAUAUAAAAAAUAGUACACUUCUAAUAUUUUAAUUUAUACUUCUUUGCUUAUUUCAAAAUUCAAAUGUGUCAACAGAAUUGGAUGUAGAUAUAUGACUUUUUAUCAAAUCGACUACUGUAGGUAUUGUAUUUAAUCAGUAUUGAAUAUUCAAGCAGAUGAAAAAAAAAUCAAUUUGGGUGACAUCUUUUAACAGUAUUGUUCUUAAUUUAACCAUUUAUACCUACAUUGAAUGUUAUAAUAUUUCUUGUUUUCACGGGCCAUUAACCGAGGCUUUGCUAUUGCGACACUUAACUAUGCACAGGCUAUAGGAGGUUUUUAUUAAAUUCAACGGGGAUUUUUUUUGUAUUCUUAAAAAUGGGCGGGGAUGAACUGGAUUGUGGUAUUAAAAUUAAAUUUUAGGAUUGAAUCUUCAUCUAUACAUUUUUAAAUAACAUUUCUAUAACUUCAGUAUUAAAAGUAAACAGGGUUUAAAUUAAGUAAAUAUGACAUAACGUUAAAACAUGAUCUAAAACUUGAUUUAUCAUAACUGCACUAUAGUUUAAUUUAAAAAAAAAGAAACUCCGUCAUCUAAAUUUUAGAAGCGAAGAUACGUUUUCUUUCGAAUUCAUUUCAUAUUGAGUAGUUAACAAAAUCGGUUUUCAGUUUAUGAAAAACUGUACAAUUUUCAAUUCAGUUGAUAUGAAAUAGGUUUUUUUCCUUUUUGAAUGAUAUUAGGUUAAAGCAGGGAUGUCUCAGUGCAAGGGUUAUAAAGAAUUUAAUAUGUAACAUUUAUUUGUAUAACUCGUGUGCGCCACAUGGAAUAAUGUUCUUAUAUGUACUGUCUACGCAUCAUUGCAUUUCACUAUCUGUAAUCUGUGCUCUGAUUAAAAUGUAGCCUGUGAUAAAAUAGAUGAGGCCCUUUCGUUUGAAUAUUUUGUGAGCUGUCACAUCAAAAGGGCCCCAGCUUUUUUUCUAUUUCAACAUCAUUUUAUAAACAUUGUUUUUUUAAUUUUGAAAAUUUAUUGCACUAUGCUUGAACUUUUGUUGUCCCUCUUUGUAUUAACAAUUUGAUAGUGACGCCUGAACAUUUGAUGUAAUUUGUUUUUUUAUACGUUUUUUUAUAUUACUUAAAAGAGCGGAGAUCAUUUACAUCAACAAAGCUCCAUUUUUAUCUUUAAUUUUGGGGCCUUUUUGAUGUGACAACGCCCAGAUAUUUUGUUCAAUCAUUCCAUGGUAACGUAUUCUCCUAUUUUCGUCAAACGAAAACUGUUAUGUGAAAAAUGUCACGUGUAUAUAUGUGUCUUUGUUAAGCAUCUAACAAUGAUUGUAUAGUUUGUUCACAGUGCUAUGUGUACGUGUAAAUGUUGUUAACAAUUUGAUCUAUAUUUAUAUAAACGAGGAUAAAAUCCUCUCAAAUGCAAA